AUGGGCGGCGGCGGCGGUGGCGGCGGCGGGGGUGGCGGUAGCACCUUGGGCGGCGGCACCCUGGGCCACGGCACCGCGAUGAGCAGCAGCACGGUCGGCAUGGGCCCUCUCCCCGGCACCCUGAUGCACGGCGCCUCCGGCGGAGGAGGUGGAAAUCCUGGCAAUGUCUACGGCAACGGCAACAACGGAACGAUGGGCGGCCAGAACACCGCUCCGGGCUCCGUGAUCGACUCGCGGGCCGUGUCCGUGGUGGUCACCCUGCCCGGCGGCCCGGGUGCCCAGCAUCCGGGCCAGGCGCUCAGCGACUACGGUCCCAUAUAG
Molecule: messenger RNA, 321 nt
Organism: Drosophila takahashii
Lineage: Eukaryota; Metazoa; Arthropoda; Insecta; Diptera; Drosophilidae
Gene: fz2
Product: frizzled 2
Source: RefSeq, a predicted model, not a curated record